GCGGGCAGAGGUGGAAGUUAGAACGUUUAGGCCUGUGGUUGCCAUAGCGACAGGGAGGUUGACAGGCCAGAUUCAGCCCUGGGGGAGCCGACAAGAUUCCAGGCCCCUGACAUCCUGUCAUGAACAGUUAUACAAGCAAGUGCACCAGUGAGGCACAUCUGCACAGUGCUCCAUUCACACCUGGGCUGUACCUUCUCUCAUCCUGGCUUCACAGGUGCUUAGAAGAACACGCAGUCAAGUUUUUCAUCAAACACAUGGAACAUAUCACAGAACUUUGCUAAGAUGGACAACUCCAUGCAAAAAGACCAACACUCUGGCAAAAAAUAUUCCAGAAAGACUGACAAAGUACAGAAAGGUUUUACUGCUGUGUAUACAACACAAUCCUCCAUUCCUGUUAAAUAUCAGCCUUCCAGAAUUCCAGAAUCAGAAAAAAAAGGAUUUAAUAGUCAAGCCAAGAGGUUUUACCAUAAAAAGGAUGAUAUCCCAGGUCCUGGGUUCUACAACGUCAUUCACCAGUCGCCUGUGUUUGACAGUGUGUCGUUGUCUAGGAAAGGGACGUGUACUUUUCCCUCUAUGUGUGACCGACUGGACACCAUCGUCUCUAAAUACCCUGCAGCUAACGCGUACACUAUACCAUCACGUUUUGUUUCGAAGAAAGACUUCAGUAAUUCCUGUUCCAGCAUGUUCCAGUUGCCAAGCUUCGUGAAAGUUCUCAAAUUUGAAACUCCCGCACCAAACCAUUACAAUGAGGCUUUUUUCAGACCUGGAGAACAAUGGUUGAGUCAACUGGCGAGGAGCAGAAAUGCGGCCUCUGUCUCUUGCUGCAAACAGGCAAACAACGUUUGUGCCCGAGCCGGGUUCAUGUCCAAAACCCAGAGAGGACUUUUCACUAUUACUAAAACAGGACCUGCCCCAGGGCAUUAUAAUGUCAACGAAUCCCUUGUGAAGCAGUCGCCGAAGAUAUUAAUGUCUUGUUUUAAAUCAAAAACUGGCCGUGGAUUAAAACUGAUGUCGACAGGCCCAGGACCCGGUUAUUACAACCCAGGAGGUCACAUCGAAGUUCAAAAAAAGACUCUUAUCCCCCACAUACAAGCCGGAAUUCCCCGGAAAGCAGUCCUUUCUCUACAAUGGGGACAAGAAAUGGAUCCCAGUGUUGUAGUCACCUCAUCCGAGCUCAAGGAGACCCCCCCGGCCACCAGCUGUCACCCCAGGCACCCCGGACGGUCAUUCAGAGAGCGCCCAUCUCGUGUGUGACGGCUGAUGACUUGGGACGUCCUUGCCCCCUGCCUGGUGUUAGAGCUGGCCUGCCGUGCUUGUCCUUGUCCUGAGCUGCCCCCUGGAGCGUGGACCCCCACCCCACGGACCCCCCUGGAUUCCUGAGCAGACAGAGCCCCCCGGGUUACUUGGCCACGUGCCCUCCGGCCUGGCUCGGCCCGCCUGCCCUCAGCCCUCAGAGCUCGUGCAGCUCAGGAUCCAGGAGGUGGUGGCCGAUGGCAGAUGCCCCGUCUGGAAGCCUGCUGCUGAGCCAGGGCUCUGGGGCCACAGGGUGGGCAGCGCAAGGCCACGGCCCCGGCACACUCCCAUGCUCUGGCCUUGACCUCCAGACUCCUCCCGGAGUUCCAGGAGCCGGGAAGGCCCACAGGCACUGUGACAGGGACCUGAAGGGGUUGCCUUGCCCUCGCCCCCAGCUCAGCCUCGUGUCUCGCCCUAGGAAGAGCAUGGCAGCGUCACCAUGGUCACGUGAGCUCAUCACUCACUUUCAGGAGAGGGCUCCACAUCCGUUUGUUGGCUCCGCGCACAAAGGGCAGAUGUGGGCAGGACCCUCUGGGGCCAGAGCCCUGGGCACAGCGGUUCUGAGGGGCGCCUGCAGGUUCUUACUUUUGCCCGGCCUUUCCCCUUCCCUGGCCUGGUCUCCGUCCCUCCCACCUAAUGCUCAAGUCCAAUAUGAUCUUUAAUGGAUCCUUUCUGGCCUGCCAAGUUGGUCCCCCUCAGCAAGAGGAUGAGAUUCUCAAAGAACCAAGAGGAACUGCAGCUAACCACACAUCCCCUCCUUCCCCAGCUAUCCACGUGUCUUGGGCUUUUGUAAGUGGAAGCCUCUUGCGCUGCCUCCCUCCCCUCCGCGUGUCCCUCCCUUGCCCUUGGCUUUCUCCUUUGACUUUCCUCCGUGACUGUUAGUCCAGAACUGGCCGCUGACUGCCUCUCCCUUCAGGGAGGGGCGGGUGAGGGAGAGGGAGGGAGAAGGAUGGCACAACGGGUCCAGUUAAACAGAGUUCUCAUUUCUCACAAAAGCUGGCCUUGUUGUGAACCUCAUAUUCCCGCAAGUGCCCCACUGCUUUGGGAUGAGCGGGAGGCAGCCUGGAGCAUGGCGCCAAGAGCGACCAAGGUCUGGACCUAAAGGUGGACACUUUGUGCUGAGUCUGCUCAGGCCCUUAGCUUCUCCUAGAGGUCAAGAGUCGGAUCCGAAUUUGGAGGUUCAAGGUCAAGCACUUCCACGGUUGGGUGGGCAAGGCAAGGGAGCAAAACAGAUGAGGCGAGAGGAGGUCCAGGAGCUGAGGAGGCUGCCCAUCUAAAGGCCAGCUACCUAUUGCCAGAUCUGCAGAUUUUUCAAAAGAACCUGGGAAAUUUUAAAAUGUGAAACUUCUUGAUUGGAGAUGUUAACAACCAUAUUUCAAUUAAAAACUUUUUGUUCGGGCUAAAGGAAACUCUUCUGCUAACCAUCAAUUGUCCACUUCGGCGCUAGAAAUUCUGGAAGACCCCUUUAAGGCUGACACUUGAAGCUGCACCUUUCUUUGAACCCAGACUCUUGACAAUAGGGCCAGACUUGAAGGCCUUGGCUUUUAGGUCCCUCUGACCCUAGGAGACCUUAGCAGGCCACUGGGCUGGAAGCAGCCGGCCCUGGGAUCACUGCAGGCAGAGGCUGGCGGGACUGCAUAGAAAACAAGACAGGCCGCUCCUCCCUGGGGCAGCUGGGCUGAGCACCAGCAGGUAGGGUCUGUCUCUAUAGAAACCCCUCCAAGUGGGGUCAGGAAAGUGGAGAGUC
Globicephala melas (long-finned pilot whale) is the source of this 3040-nucleotide messenger RNA. RefSeq names its product sperm tail PG-rich repeat containing 1 (gene STPG1). Gene Ontology annotation, biological process: positive regulation of mitochondrial membrane permeability involved in apoptotic process. NCBI's taxonomy places the organism in Eukaryota, Metazoa, Chordata, Mammalia, Artiodactyla, Delphinidae. The record is from RefSeq and is a predicted model, not a curated record.